Molecule: messenger RNA, 1722 nt
Organism: Cladophialophora bantiana CBS 173.52
Lineage: Eukaryota; Fungi; Ascomycota; Eurotiomycetes; Chaetothyriales; Herpotrichiellaceae
Exons: 8
Coding region: 1-1722 (573 amino acids)
Biological process (GO): transmembrane transport
Molecular function (GO): transmembrane transporter activity
Source: RefSeq, a predicted model, not a curated record
AUGGAGAUGAACUAUGAUGAGAAUACGCUCCACCAGUUGGAGGAGGAGCUUCAUACUCGCAUCUAUCCCGGCACCGAGAUUAUGAGCGAUGUUGGAUCUCAUCAUUUCGUCAAGUCAUCCGAUAAGUCUCAUCGAGUUCUGGUGCCUCAACCGUCGGCGGACAAGCAUGAUCCUCUUAAUUGGAACCGCUUCUGGAAGUUCUCCAGUGUCUCAAUGGUAAUUGUCGUGACUUUCGCCCAAGGAUUUGGUCCUUUGGCCCUUGCACCCAUGUUUCCGAAUCUGAUCGAAGCGUUCGACACGGAUCUCGCAGGAGCCGUCCAGUUCACGGGUGUUUGUAUCCUCGUCCUGGGUUUCAGCAAUUUCCUCUGGGUGCCCAUCCAAACGGCUUUUGGUCGUCGACCUGUCCUUAUUUUUUCCACCCUGAUCUGCCUCGUUUCAAACAUCUGGAGAGCCGUGGCCAAGGAUUAUCGCAGCUUCAUGGGAGCUUGCAUCCUAAACGGCAUAGGUGCCGGACCAGCAGAGACUUCUGCACCCACAGUCAUUGCCGAUGUGUUGUUUCUUCACGAACGAGGCGCAUACAAUACUCUUUAUUUUACUGUCUAUUUCGGCAGCCUAAUGGUUGGACCGAUCAUCUCAGGCUCGAUGGCGCAAUACUCUACAUGGCAGAACUUUUGGUGGCUAAACGUGGCCCUUCACUCAGCUGUCCUCAUCGCGCUAUUUUUCCUCUUUCCAGAAACCAAAUGGCAUCGCCAACACCCGAAGGAAAUGAUGGCGCAGCAGCAGAAGCAAGACUCUUUCGACGAGAAGAUAACCUCUGAAGCCGUCGAAGAUCCAGAGAAGAAUGGCGUGACCGUGGAACCCACUAUUGUUGAUUUGACAGCCGCCGCAACGGCUGAACGCGACCCAUACCUCCACAGAGGGACACCGUCCAAGAAACAGUUUAUGCUGUGGCAAAAUAACGCCCAUCCAUUCCAGGCCAUCCUCUUGGAUCUUUGGAUUCCCUGGAAACUUCAUCUCUACCCUAUUAUCGAAUUCUCCGCGUUUGUCGUGUCUUGGUCAGCGUCAUCAUUCUUGACAAUCAACUUGACACAGUCUCAAAACUUUGCCGCGCCUCCGUACAACUUCUCACCACAGAGCGUCGGAUAUACAAACUUUGCCAUCCUUGUCGGGGCAUUGAUAGGCCUGCUUACCAACGGGCCGCUUAGCGACUGGAUUGCAGCAAAGGCGACGAAGAGAAACAGGGGCAUUCGAGAGCCCGAGAUGAGAUUGCCAGCUAUGAUCCCUUACGUGAUUGUCAUGCUCAUCAACAACUUUGUCGUGGCCUUUGGAUAUGAAUACAAGUGGGAUUGGCGAGUAAGCUUAGUGUUCAGCCUCGACCUUGAUGUCAGGGCGGCUAAUUCUCUCCAGAUUAUUGUCAUAAUUGGCUACACAUGUGCUGGCAUUCAAGUUGCCGCCAUCCCUGCCAUCGCCUCGACCUACAGCGUCGACUCCUACAAACCGGUUGCAGGUUCCAUCUUCGUCGCCAUCACAGUCAACAAGAAUGUCUGGGGAUACGGCUUGGGCAAGUUUAUCACGCCAUGGAUCAUCCGCGAUGGAUACCUCCCCCCGAUCAUGUUGAAUAUGUCUCUGAUCUUCUUGUGGUGCUCUUUUGGGAUCUUGUUUUACUUCUACGGGAAGACUUUCAGGAAGUGGACUAGGAACAGUUCGGUCCACAACAUGUGA